GAAUCCCACACAAGUAGGAUCUGGGAAGGGUGUGUCUACACACUCCUUACCUCUACUUGAAAGUAGAUAUACAAUUACUCCUUUUUUUAAAUUUUACAAUUUCAACUUAACUUCAAUUUUUGUCAUUUUUUUUUCCUGCAGAGAAUCCAGAAUAUGCUAACAGAUGGCAUUGACACAUGGGCACCACAGCUUUAUGUCAAAAGGGCAAUAGUUGCCAAGGAAAUGCAUGUUGGUCAUUUGAGGUCGACUAUCAUUGGAGACACCAUAGCCCGUAUGCUUGAGUAUUCUAAAGUCGAAGUGCUUCGCAGAAACCAUGUUGGGGAUUGGGGCACUCAGUUCCCAGAUGGGGAGGUUAAUGAUCAGGAUAUUGGAGAACUUGAGCUGUUCUAUAAGGCAUCAAAGCAAAGAUUUGAUGGUGAUGGUGAAUUCAAAAAGAGAGCCCGAAAGGCAGUAGUCGCUCUCCAGGGUCAUGAUGGUUUUGAGCGCAGUACUUUGGCACGUCGGACUUCUCAGAAGCCCGUUGGUCUUACUUUGCCUCAUCCUCCUCAUGUGCCUCAUCCUUUUGCUGUUUUGACUGUUGAUCCACCUCGGAAACAUAGUCAAAGUCAUAGUUGGGGACGUAGGCGCAGUCGCCAGGGUAAGGGGAAGAAAUCUGCUAGCUGCUGUUGUUGCUUUGUCGUUCAUCGUUGACUUCCGCAAUUGUCACCGGGUGGUCACCGGCCGCCGUUGAGAAAAAAAAUAAUAAUAAUAAUACAUCUAAAAGAUGAAAAAGAGGGGUGGAAGAGGGUUGGAUUAGAUCCAAAGAGGGAAAGAAGGAGGAGGAGGAGGUGGUUUGGUUUUGAUGGAAUAUGGACGGAAUGUCACCCCGUAGUAAAUUUUUGGAUAUUUU
Molecule: messenger RNA, 889 nt
Organism: Cuscuta campestris
Lineage: Eukaryota; Viridiplantae; Streptophyta; Magnoliopsida; Solanales; Convolvulaceae
Source: the annotation of a GenBank genome assembly